Molecule: messenger RNA, 2949 nt
Organism: Scomber scombrus (Atlantic mackerel)
Lineage: Eukaryota; Metazoa; Chordata; Actinopteri; Scombriformes; Scombridae
Gene: scarb1
Product: scavenger receptor class B, member 1
Exons: 14
Coding region: 210-1739 (509 amino acids)
Biological process (GO): cholesterol import; plasma lipoprotein particle clearance; recognition of apoptotic cell
Cellular component (GO): cytoplasm; caveola
Molecular function (GO): scavenger receptor activity; lipid binding; low-density lipoprotein particle binding
Source: RefSeq, a predicted model, not a curated record
CAGGUCAACCUCCAUCGAUCAGAGAGAAUAAUGAUUGAUCAGAAGUGAAGACAGUAACUCAACCUGACGCGUGUUAGUGCUUCAGACACUGCUCAAUCCUUUGACAGUCAGUUUAGCUAUCUGUUUGCUGCGUAAGAUAUUUAAACGUCACGUAAACAAGCUCAGUGACAUCAACAUAAGAAGAAGAAGAAGAAGAAGAAGAAGGAGCUAUGGCCAUAAAUAAAUUCAAACUCGCUAUAGGUUUUAUAGUGGCAGGUGUCCUAACAGUGUCUUUCGGGUUGGUGCUUCUUUUUGUGGGACCUUUAAUUAUCGACGACCAGAUAGUGAAGAACACCGUGAUCGACCCAAACAACGACCUGUCCUACACCAUGUGGAGGGACAUUCCCGUUCCCUUCUACAUGUCUGUCUACUUCUUCAACGUCCUCAACCCGAAGGAGAUACUGAACGGAGAGAAGCCCAUGGUGGAGCAGAGAGGACCUUAUGUGUACAGAAAACGCUGUCAGAAAGACAACAUCACAUUUCAUCCCAAUGAUACGGUGUCGUACAGAGAAUACAGACAGUACCACUUCGAGCCUUCGAUGUCUGUAGGAAACGAGUCGGACGUGGUCACGAUUCCUAACAUGUUGGUGCUGGGUGCAGCCGUGAUGAUGGAAAACCUGCCCUAUGCUGUCCGUUUAAUGAUCAGCGCCACCUUCAAGACUUUCAACGAGGGGCCCUUCCUGACCAAAACAGUAGGGGAACUGAUGUGGGGUUAUGACAGCGGACUGGUCGAUUUCCUCAAUAAAUAUCUGCCUGGGAUGCUGCCCUCAACGGGGAAGUUUGGCCUCUUUGCUGAGUUUAACAACUCCAACACCGGCCUGUUCACCAUCUUCACCGGAAAAGAUAACAUCAGGAAUGUCCAUAAAGUCGACUCCUGGAACGGUCUGACGGAGCUGAACUACUGGAGGUCCCACCAGAGUAACAUGAUCAAUGGAACAGCUGGACAGAUGUGGCCUCCAUUCAUGACCAAAGAAAGCACUUUACCUUUCUACAGCCCUGAUGCCUGCAGAUCUAUGGAGCUCGUGUACCAGCGUCCUGGUGAUUUCAAAGGUGUCCCUCUGUAUCGAUAUGUUGCACCCAAGACGCUGUUCGCCAACGGGACCGACUACGCUCCCAACGAAGGCUUCUGCCCCUGUAGACAGUCUGGCCUGCUUAAUGUCAGCAGCUGCCGCCACAACUCUCCGGUCUUCAUCUCUCAUCCUCACUUCUAUAAUGCUGAUCCAGUGCUGCUGGACUACGUGCAGGGCCUCAGUCCCAAUGAAGAAGAGCAUGGCCUCUUCAUAGACAUCCACCCACAAACAGGUGUCCCUCUGAACGUGUCCAUCCGCCUGCAGCUCAACCUUUACAUGAAGAGAGUGUCAGGAAUUACAGAAACUGGCAAGAUUUCUGAGGUGGUGAUGCCCAUGAUCUGGUUCGAGGAGAAAGGAUAUAUAGACGGUCCCGUCCUCACCACGUUCCACACAAACCUGGUCAUUCUACCGGCUGUGAUGGAGUACAUGCAGUACGGCUUCAUCGCCCUCGGACUUGCGACCAUACUGCUCGCCAGCCUGGCUCAUUACAGACUGAAGAGGUCUAGUAGAAACGCUGCGUUCACCUCCAAUGUUAUCGACGAGCCCAGGGCCUCCAAUAAUGAGCCGGUAAAAGGCUCACAUGACCAUGAUACACAGGAGAAAUGUAACAUGACUAAUUCAGAGAGAUAAACACGACGGUGACAUCACACCAGAUGAAAACGAGAGCACUUCAACCGAAGAGAAAGACCCUCUACUCCACGAUGAAAUGGACUGACCUGCACACACAUUUAUAUAUAUAUAUGUACAUUAUAAACACUCAGCUGUUGUCGUCGGACCGACAGUGUUUCAGUUGAGGAAGUGAGAUGAAACACUCCCUCAGUAUAUUUUAAUGAUACUUUAUACUGUAAAGUUUAUGACACUCUCAGCCUAAAGACUCACUUCAUUAGACAGGUUUUGUGUCCAGGCUGUUCAGGGGAGUCGAGACUGUCUCUGAGUGGAGCGAGGGAAGCUCAAGUCACACACACACAAAAAAAAUAAGAAAAUAAACACUUUUUUUGUAGCAACCAAAAAAAUCAUUGUGCUCUGCUCGUCAGUGUUUAUGGUUUUAUCACUACAUCAGGAUCAGGAGCAGCAGUAGACGAACUACUGUGGUGGAUUUUUUUUUUCACUUUUUUUUUUUUCAAGAAAUGUUUCUGUAUAAACCCUGCUGUUGUCCUCCCAGGUCAAAUUGGCCUCAUCUCUUUUGACUGUUCCUUUUUUCCUUCCUUCCUCCCUCUUUCUAUAAUUGUUCCUUCGUUCUUCCCCUCCUUCCCUCUUUCUUUGCUCCCUCCUCCUUCCAUACUUCUUUCCUCACUUCCUUCCUUCCUUCCUCCCUCCCUCCCUCCUUUCUUUCCUUCCUUCCUUCCAUCCUUCCUUCCUCAUUUCCCUCCUCCCUUCCUUCUCUCCUUACUUCCUUCCUCUUUUCCUCCCUCCCUCCCUCCUUACUCCUUUCCUUCCUCAUUCCUCCCUUCCUUCUCUCCUUACUUCCUUCCUCUUUCCUUCCUUCCUUCCUUCCUCCUGUCCUUCCUUGACCUGGGAGGACAACAGGAGGGUUAACAACAAGGGAACUAACUAACUAACAGACAGAGAAGCUCUUUGUAUGUCUAAUGACUGCCAGGUGUACAGUAUUUCAAUACCAAUGUGCCUUCAUUAAAGGGGAAAGAAAAAGAAAGAAAAAAAAGAGAGAAUUAAACAUUCCUCGGAGCGAAUGUACUCCUAUUUGUAUACUACUGUCUUCUCUUAAGGUGUGAAUGUAUUUCAUGAGAUGGAUGUGAAUGAUGCCGCUUGGUGUCAGUCGCCUCUUUUAUGAUAAAUAAGUGAUUUAAGAGAAAAAUAAAUAAAUAAAUGUUCCUUUGUUGGA